Miscanthus lutarioriparius is the source of this 2592-nucleotide messenger RNA. The record is from the annotation of a GenBank genome assembly. Lineage: Eukaryota; Viridiplantae; Streptophyta; Magnoliopsida; Poales; Poaceae.
AUGUACCUGGCGUACGGGUGGCCGCAGUCGAUCCCUCUUGACCCGGACGACUCGGACCGCGUGGUCCUCCUCCGCGUGCUCGGCCGCCUCCUCCUCGCUGUCUGCCCGGCCUCGCUCCACCUCUGGUCCGCCGCGCAGCACCAGGUCCGCCUAGCCCGCUCCGACCGCUCCCCGGAGUCCCUCGCCGCCCACGGCCACAACGCGCACGCCGUGUGGAGCCCCGGCGCCAAGACCGUCGCCGUCCUGACCACUUCCUUCUACCUCUACGUUUACAAGGUUCAGCUCUCGGGGAAGCAACUGAUCGUCGGUGGCAAGCAGGUCCCGGGGCUUUGCCUGGCUAGUAUAUCCCUAAUCAUCACCGAGAAGGUUCCUCUCGCUAAUGGCGUUGCUAUAACGAGUAAUUUCGUGUGUGACAGCAAAAGCAUGCUCCUCGGACUAUCCAAUGGGCAUGUGCAGGUCGUGUCCUGGAACGCUGAGUUCUCAGACAGCUUCAAGCUUGGUUGCUCUGUGUGUUCGUCUGAGAAACCUACUGCUGUCGUAGAUGCAUUGGUGUUUGAUCCUCCCAGUUUGCGAGAAAACUCUAACGCAAGGCCUGCUCCUUGCUGCACAAGCAAUUCUUCUAUUGUCCAUGUUGAGCUGUCGGUGAAGCUAAGGUUGCUGGUUGCUUUGUACUCAGGCUGUCGCAUUGCCCUCUGUACUAUUGGUAAGAAGGGAUUAAGGCAGCCUGGCAGCAUCAGAGUGGAGAGAUGGUUGGACACUGAUGAUGCGAUGUGUACUUCUGUCGCUUCGGAGCAACAGAUUCUUGCUGUCGGGUGCAGUAGAGGUGUUGUUGAAUUGUAUGAUCUGGCAGAAAACACACGGCAUAUACGAACCAUUUCGUUGUAUGAUUGGGGGUAUUCAGUGGAAGAUACCGGUCCUGUUGCCUGUAUAUCUUGGACGCCUGACAAUUGUGCUUUUGCAGUUGGGUGGAAAUUUAGGGGACUUACUGUAUGGUCUGUGUCUGGAUGUCAGUUGAUGUGUACUAUUCGUCAAACUGGUUCAAAUUCUGCCUCAUCUCCAAUGGUGAAACCCAGCGCUCUAAAAUUUGAGCCUCUUAUAGGAGGAACAUCACACAUUCAAUGGGAUGAUAAUGGAUAUAAGUUAUUUGCUGUCGAAGAAAGCUUGUCAGAAAGGGUUCUUGCUUUCUCAUUUGCCAAAUGUUGCCUAAAUAGAGGGCUUUCCGGCACAACAUAUUCCCAUCAGGUUCUUUAUGGGGAAGAUCGAAUCCUUCUGGUGCAACCGGAUGAUGCUGAUGAACUGAAGAUAUUGCAUCUUAAUGUUCCAGUUUCAUACAUUUCCCAGAACUGGCCAGUUCUACAUGUGGUGGCAAGCAAUGAUGGGAUGUACUUGGCAGUUGCUGGCUCUCAUGGGCUAGUGCUAUAUGAUUUACGAAAUAAAAGGUGGCGGUUUUUUGGUGAUGUUACACAAGAGCAAAAGAUACAAUGCAAAGGCCUAUUGUGGCUGGGAAAAAUUGUUAUUGUGUGCAACUAUGUUGAAUCGUCAAACACGUAUGAGCUUCUCUUUUUCCCAAGAUAUCAUCUUGAUUAUAGCUCUUUACUCUACCGGAAACCACUGCUUGGAAGGCCAAUUGUCAUGGAUGUUUUCCAGGAUUAUAUAUUAGUUACUUAUAGUCCAUUUGAUGUGCAUAUCUUCCAUUUGAUGAUCUCGGGAGAAUUGUCACCUGCUAGCAACCCAGUUUUACAGCUUUCAACAGUGCGAGAACUUUCAAUCAUGAGUCCAAAGAGCCCACCUGUUUCAAUGCGAUUCAUUCCUGAACAAAAUGACAAAGGAGUGCUGAAACGAGAUACUAAUGGAUCCUCUGAUCUUUUGUCCCAGCAACCAUCAAGAUGUUUGAUCUUGCGGACCAAUGGGGAGCUUUCUGUGCUUGACAUGGAUGAUGGACAUGAACAUGCUCUCACAAACUCAAUUGAACUCUUUUGGGUCACCUGUUCCCAAUUUGAAGAGAAGGGUAGUCUUAUCAAAGAGGUUUCAUGGCUUGACUAUGGUCAUCGGGGUAUGCAGGUGUGGUACCCAUCACAUGGAGCAGAUCCUUUUAAGCAAGAGGAUUUUUUGCAGUUGGAUCCGGAGCUUGAGUUUGAUCGUGAGGUGUAUCCUCUUGGUCUUCUUCCAAACGUUGGUGUGGUUGUUGGUGUUUCUCAGAGAAUGUCCUUCUCAACUGCGGAGUUUCCAUGCUUUGAGCCUUCACCUCAAGCCCAAACAAUAUUGCAUUGUUUAUUGCGACAUCUCCUUCAGAGGGACAAGAUUGAAGAAGGUUUGCGCUUGGCAAAUUUGUCAGCAGAGAAGCCUCACUUCUCUCACUGUUUAGAGUGGCUUCUGUUUACAGUAUUUGAUGCAGAUAUAUCAAGGCCAAGUGCUUCAAAAAAUCAGGCUUCACAAAAAGUUGAUCCUCCCAAGAAAUCUCUUCUUGAGAAAACUUGUGACCUGCUACGGAAUUUUCCUGAAUAUAUGGAUGUUGUAGUCAGUGUUGCUAGGAAAACUGAUGGUAGACACUGGGCUGAUCUUUUCUCUGCAGCUGGACGAUCCACAGAGUAA